AUGAGUGUGUCCGAUCUCAGUAAAUAUAUCUUAGAAUUUCUUGAAAACCUUACCGAUGAUAGAAAGCAGAAUCAAGGUCGACAACGUCUUCGAGAUGGUUUUAAAUUUAGCAGUGAUCAGGGUAGUUGCAAAAUAGCUAUAGCUUCACACCCUAAAGAUUUGGAAGAAGAGAUUAUCAGAGAGAUAACUAAACAAAUCUUACAGAAUAGAUAUGAAUUUAGCGGGGGACAAGUGGAUGAUUUAUUCUCUACCCAGAAAAAUGGAAGUACGUUCAAAGAGCCAUUGCCUCGCAAUAGAGAU
This is a messenger RNA of Dentiscutata heterogama, 300 nucleotides long. NCBI's taxonomy places the organism in Eukaryota, Fungi, Glomeromycota, Glomeromycetes, Diversisporales, Gigasporaceae. The record is from the annotation of a GenBank genome assembly.